GCCUUUGGGUUUAAAUUUCUUUAACAUUGCUAGGUCUAAAGAAAAAUGCACUGAAUUUUCAACUGUUAACAGCAACCAAAACUCUUUCAGUACAGACAGAUUUAGUUUAUAAUGUUAACAAAUUCUGUGUGCUUCACUUCCAGAAGGGAGAAGCAUAAACAGAGAAAGUUAGUGUGCUGUUGUUUUGUAAGUGAUGGCAUAAACACCCUGGCAUCCAAUCCUUUCUUGUGUGUGUUCAGCAAUUCAUCAUCUGCUGUCAGCAGCUUUAAAGGAAGUUCUUCCAACUUCACAACAAACAGAAACCAAAGAAGGUCUUCCUUUGGGAGCAUCUCAACAAGCUUAAAUUCUUCAAAAGGACAGUUGGAGGACUCUACCAGUGGUAGUUUUAAAAAGAUGAGCGUGCCUGACCAGAUUGGCUCUACAUCAUCUGUUAAUAGUAGCCCACUUGUUAGGACUAAAUUUACAGGUACGGACACAUCCAUUGAAUAUUGUACACGGCCUAUGGAAGAUGUAGAGCAGAACACAGAUUCUGGGAGCUGGGAAGAUCGGCCAUCCACACCUACGAUACUGGGUUAUGAGGUGAUGGAAGAAAGGGCAAAAUUCACUGUUUACAAAAUACUGGUAAAGAGAAGUUCAGAGGAAAGUUGGGUGGUUUUCAGAAGAUACACCGACUUCUCCAGACUUAAUGACAAGUUGAAAGAUAUGUUCCCAGGUUUUCGAUUGGCACUUCCGCCAAAGCGCUGGUUCAAGGAUAAUUACAACCCUGACUUCCUGGAAGAUCGACAGUUGGGAUUGCAAGCAUUCCUGCAGAAUUUAGUAGCUCACAAAGACAUUGCAAAUUGCCUCGCAGUGAGAGAGUUCCUUUGUUUGGAUGAUCCACCAGGUCCAUUUGACAGCCUAGAAGAGAGUAGGGCUUUUUGUGAAACUCUGGAAGAAACUAAUUACCGUCUACAAAAAGAACUUCUUGAUAAACAAAGGGAAGUGGAAUCACUGAAGAAAUUAUUAAAUGAAAAACAACUUCAUAUAGAAGCUAUAGAAAAGAAAAUUAGGGAUUUCUCCUUAGGAAAAUCGAAGACUCGUAGAAUGUCAGGAGAAGAGAGUGAGUGCGGUGGCGAGGUGGAGUCUUCUGCCAUAGAGGCAGACCAGGGUGAACUGGCUGAGGACACUUGCUCCGAUAAAGAGACUCGUGAGGCAUGCUGGAGUGGCUCGUUGGCUGAAAGUUCUGUGCCAGAAAUUGAAGUUGCUGAAGUAGCGUAUACUGCUGAUGAAGAGGAGUAAAUCAAUAGCAGCUGCCGUUACCUUCAAAUGUUUCAUAAUGUUUGGAAUAGACUCCGUGGGUAAAAACAUAGUAGCUGAAAAAAAAAAAAAAAAAAAAAUUACAGCACCAGGCAAGAAUGCACCAAUUGAAUGUUUACAUAAACAAAUCCUUACAAAUUAUUGAGAUAAGAAAUAUACUUAUUGAUGCUUUUGAUUCAGUUUUUAUCUAGCCUUUAUAUAUUUAAUAUAUUAAAGUCUAAUUAGGGCUAAAUUCAGCUAUGCCUAGACUCUUAAAUACUGUACAUAGAUUAUAAUGAUUUGCCACUGCAGUGGCUAAAGCUAUAUAUGUGUAUUCACCAAUCACGUUACUCAAAGAUGUGACAUACUUGUGCAUCACGUUUGCCACUAAUGUGACAUUUGAAGUGUUCAUCUCUUUGGUGUUUGAUUUUUUUUCAAAUUCUUAUAUAGCCAUUAAAUAAUACUCAUGGAAAUAAAGGUGAAUGCAAAUUAGGUUAAAUAAAAGUAUAGAAUAUAUCGUGUUUGUUUUUAAAGGUCUAAAUAAAUUUUAAUGCCAUGAAAUAGGAAGAUUUACAUUACCAAAAGAAAGGUAUUUAUGAAAUGGAAAGGAUUGGCCAUUUUAAUAAAAAGCUAGUAAUCAUUGUUGCUGAAAGCACUAACACGUGAGAACCUGAGAACCCAAAUACACUGUCUGUUCACCCACCAAUAUCAUGUUAUAAUAGUUGAUUUAGUUCAGGAAUGCUUUUUUAAAUCUGAUGUUUUUGCUGCAUACCCAUGUAAUGAUAAUGAGUUUUAUCAAGAACACUACCUCUUACCUUCUUGCUAAUGCAUACAUGAUUUGUUUAAAAAUUAUUCUAGAUUAUACGGAGAUAUAGAAUGAUUUGUGAAAGCCAUAUUUUUUUCUGCACAGUAGCUAGGUUGAAUCUAGUUGCAAUGUAUUUUUGUUUCAAUAUAUUUUACACAUGGGAAUGUUGCUACAAUGCAUUCUACAGCCUAUUUUUCACAACGUAUUAAGCCAGGUGAUGCACUUUAUAAUAGACUCCUUUGUGCCAAGUUUAAUUGGCUAAUUUCUUUUGAGAGGGGGAGUUGCAGGGAGAGGAUUAUGUAGUGCCUUUUUGUAUUUUACUUGUUCAUUACUACAGAAGUUUGUUACCAUACUGUGGGCCAGCUUUAUGGAAUCGUUAAUACAGCUUGUUUGUUCUGCACCUAUUUACUAAAAGUGCCUUGUUUUCUUCUGCUUUUCCAACUGGAAGAAUGCUUUUCUGUUUUCAUCUUUUUUUCUGUACCACCCACUUCUUUGUUUAAUGCUGUUAAUAUGCAGUAUCUUUGUGCUGGAGUUUUCAAAGUUAGCUUUGUAUUUCAGGCUGUACAUACAAUGACCUUUAUGCAGAACUGUUUGAAACCUCCUGGAGAAAUAAAACUGUGGACAUCGCACACAUUUUCUCUCUUUUUUUUUUUUUUUUCCCCCUGUUAAUAGAAACAUUUUAAAUACCCAGUGAGCAGAAUUUCAUGAAAAGCAAAUCCUGGAUAUCUCACUUCAUACAGUUUUUUAACAUUAAGUCUCAAUUCUAGUUGUCAUCUUUGCAUGAAAAUGAAUGAAUGUUGCAAAACAUUAGAAAAUUGACUGUGUGUAUGCUGAAGGUAAAAGAGACAGGUAAUCAGUUUUUGUAUUCUUUUGGACUCUGAUAGGCUUCUAGAGGAUUUUGUAAACUAUUACAUGUUCCUGGAACAUUAUAUAGAAACUAUGCAAUUGUCAAAUCCCAUUGUAAGUUACGUACUGUCUUAAACAGGACUAAGCUGUAUAUGUUAAAAUAAUUUGGCUUUAAAACAAAUGUUUGAAACAUUU
Messenger RNA from Gavialis gangeticus (Gharial), 3121 nucleotides. It is a transcript of the gene SNX16, whose product is annotated as sorting nexin 16. The transcript is spliced from 8 exons. NCBI's taxonomy places the organism in Eukaryota, Metazoa, Chordata, Crocodylia, Gavialidae. Gene Ontology annotation, biological process: endosome to lysosome transport; protein targeting to lysosome; early endosome to late endosome transport. Gene Ontology annotation, molecular function: phosphatidylinositol binding. The record is from RefSeq and is a predicted model, not a curated record. Bases 112 to 1278 code for a protein of 388 amino acids. Gene Ontology annotation, cellular component: extrinsic component of endosome membrane; early endosome; late endosome.